This is a messenger RNA of Hepatospora eriocheir, 582 nucleotides long. NCBI's taxonomy places the organism in Eukaryota, Fungi, Microsporidia, Hepatosporidae. The record is from the annotation of a GenBank genome assembly.
AUGCUGGUAUAUCCUUAUAUUCAUAUCAAUGUUACUUAUAUUGAUUUGAGAGAUAAUAGGUUGUUAUUAGCUGAUAAAACAACUAUUAAGAUUAUUAAUUUACUAAAUAUGGAAGUUUUACUAGAAACUAGUAUUCCGGAAUAUAAAGAAAAUAUUUCUAAUGUAUAUUUUGAUGAAAAAUACAUUUUGCAUGUAAAAUACAAAGAUGAACUGGUACUUAUCUACCAUAAAAAGUUUUGGAUCCCAAUUAAUAAUCUUACUAUAAAAAAUUCAAUAGAAAAUGAUUCUCUUCUUUCUAAUAAUAAUGAUAAUGAUAACACAGUUGAACACUUAGAAAGUUUAUAUAAUAUUUAUAUAAUUACUAAUGAUGUGGAUAAUGUAUUUGGUGUUGGUAUGAAAAUGGUAGGCAUAUGUGCAAGGGUAAAUGAUAUUAAUGUUAUAUUAGAAGUCAAAUUAGUAAAGUUAAUUGAAUAUUUAAUUUCAAAGGAUUGCAAAUCUUAUGUUCAUGAACUUUUAAAACGACUAAACGAAGUUAAAAAUAGUCAUGGUUUUAUUGAUAGAAUAUUAAAUAUGUUGAAGUAA